CGCCAAAAAUGGCCUCCCCUGACGUCAAACCAAUAAGACGCCGUCCAAGGCUCCAAAAAGCUCCCCCAAAACCUUUUACUCUUCCCACAACUCGCCACGUGUCACGCCAAGAGGCCCCACGCUCAGUAUCCCACGUGUCAUCCGACGUGGCACGUCAGCACUCGGCCAGAGUAUAAUUACCUGAGAGCUUCUUCUAUCUUCCAAGAAGCUGUAAAGGUAAAUUUGAAGUAUGAGAGAGAACACAAAAGGUUCUAUCUUUUCAGUUCUUGUUCAAUUUUCAAUACUACAAUGUUGAAUUUGCAAAUGUUUGGUUCCCAAGAAGUGAAAGAAGUUCAAUUUUCUCAACUUGUAUCUUGAAGACAACGGGAUGUGCAAUCUAGCGAAAUGGGGAAAGUUCAGGUGAAUAUCAAUGGUCCAGUAACCAAUAAAGAGAGUGUGGAUUUAAAUUGCCAUACUGAAGAUGAGAACAAGGAGAUUAGCGGUGCUGUUACAGGAGUCUUGGGAGAGGGCCAAGGGAUCUUAAAGGAAGAUGAAGUGCAGGUUACUGACAAUCUGCAAGUCGUAAAUGAUGCACAAACAGAAGCAGUCCAGGUUCAGGUCCUCAGUCAGUCCGGCCAGCAGAGUUCGGAACAACAGCUUCAAGACCCUUCUCUUUACUGGGAAGGGUUCCUGCCUACCAAGUCUCUCAAGGUUUUGGUAGUGGAAGAUGAUGAUUCAACUCGCCGUGUCAUUUGUGCAUUACUGCAGAAGUGUGGCUAUGAAGCAACAGCUGUAGCUAGUGGACUGCAAGCUUGGAAUAUUUUAAAAGAUCAUAGUAUUCAUGUCGAUCUUGUUUUAACUGAGGUUGUCAUGCCUGGUCCAUCAGGCAUUGACCUCCUAAGCAAGAUGAUGAGCCACAAAACUUGCAAGGAUAUUCCUGUGAUUAUGAUGUCAUCUAAUGAUUCUUUGAGUAUGGUGUUUAAGUGUCUAUCGAAGGGUGCAGUUGACUUUUUAGUGAAGCCUAUUCGAAAGAACGAGCUUAAAAAUCUUUGGCAGCAUGCUUGGAGGAAAUGCCGGAGCUCCAGUGGUAGUGCAAGUGAAAAUGGUGUCCAGACUGAAAAAACUACGUCGACAAGUGAUGAAGAGUCAGACAAGAACACUGGCAGUAAUCAUGAGGAUGACAAUGAAAUCAUUGGGGUUAAUGCCAGGGAUGAAAGUGACAAAGGAAGUGGCACUGAGAUUACUCAGGUUAUUAUUCGUUCAAGUCCUGAAGCAUUUGGAAAUGACUUGGUUCCUGCAGUUACAACAAGGGAGUGUGAAGGGCAGAAUGAAGAGCUUGGUGCUGUUAUCACAGGCACAGACUUGGGUCUGGGAGUUCCUAAAAUUCCAAAUCUGCAGCUUGAAGAACCAAAAGAGAAAGGCUUGAUCAACAUAGUUAUCACUAAUAAAGACAAACUUUCUAAAAUGAAGUCACUGAAAGAGGAUGAUAAGCUAAAGAAAGGCCAAGUGGAGCUCAACAAUGAAAAACCAAAUGAGCACUUGGAAAACCAAGCAGUUGAUCUGAUCGGUGUCACCACUAACAGUACCACUGAUCCUCAGAUGCAAAGUGGUAUGUUUAACAUCCCGUGUAGUGUCUCCAAAGUUCCCGGCAUAAGAGAUAAGGACAUCAAUGACAGCAAAGAAAUUGCUUCCCUUGAGCUCAGUUUAAAGACACAGACAGAUGCUCGAGAUACUGGGUUCAGUGUCCAUGACCAAAAUGCUUUGAGACAUUUGGACCUUUCAGCCCCCUCAAGGUACAAUUUUCCUACAACUUCUAAUCAGGCCAGAAGUGUGAAACUUGCUAGUCAUUCUCCUCUAGAUAGUAGCUUGGAGGAAGAAAAGGCCAAACUAUUGCCUGUUUUUCUGUGUAACUUAACCAGCACUCCCCUUUAUCAUUCCAAUGACUGCAGUAACAACAACUGCAUGAACUCCGCUACAAAUGAUUUCCUUGCAGAACAAAAGGCAGUUGAGGACAAACCAGAGCUGAAAUCAACAAUCAAACAUCUCCAGUCUUCCUCUGCCUUCCAACCACACCAUGAUAGCCUUUUAUCUUUUUCCCACCAGCCUAUAAUUCAAGGGAAGGCUGAUGCUGCAUUUGGUAGCACUAUAUUGGCACAAGGAAGGGGCAUGAAUCAGCAGGUCCAGGUGGAGCACCAUCAUCUCCAUUACCACCAUCACCACCAUGUGCACAGCAUACCCCAGCACCAGCAGAUACCCAAUCAUGAUGAGUCGUCUGGAAAAAAUAUGGCAGUGGAAGAUCCAUGCUAUGGGCCAUCUGAUGUGCUGGGUACACCGAUAGAAAGGAAUGUUGGUAAUCACAGUUUGCAUGGGAGUGAGUACUCUGGAAGUGACCAUAGUAGUGAUGAACAGAAUAUAAGUAGCUCUCCCAUAGAUUCUAGAGGAGAAAAAGAGGGAACCAUCAGCCCAAUUGAAGUUGGAAGCAAAAGUGGAGUUGAUCAGAAUCAUGUAUCAAAAAGAGAGGCUGCUUUGAAUAGGUUCCGCCAGAAGAGGAAAGAGAGAUGCUUCGACAAGAAGGUCAGAUACCAAAGCAGGAAGAAACUAGCAGAUCAAAGACCACGUGUCCGUGGAAAGUUUGUUCAACAGGAGGUGCAUGAAAACAUAGGCAAGGACACCCAUUGCUGAGCUUGACAGUGUGUGGAAUCUUGUUCUUAUAAUGUUGCACUCAAGAAUGGCACUUGCUACAUAUGGCAGUCAAAGGUUACAGAACUACUAAAUAAAGACCAAGUUUAUCAUGUGAUGAUAAUAAAAGCAUGAUUUAUAUUUCGUGCUUGUAGACUGAAAAUGGCUACAAUUUCUACUCUGCAGAAGGUGGUAAUCUGCGAAAGGGUAGUCUUAUCCAAUAAACUUCAUUUUCAGUGAUCUGUAAUAAUAAAAAAAUCUGGUAUUUGUAACACUUGAUGGUUUGAAGAACUAUUUUGUUAAUGGCAGCUUCUGUUCUUUGUUUACUUUUCGAUGA
Molecule: messenger RNA, 2995 nt
Organism: Rosa rugosa (rugosa rose)
Lineage: Eukaryota; Viridiplantae; Streptophyta; Magnoliopsida; Rosales; Rosaceae
Product: two-component response regulator-like APRR3
Exons: 9
Coding region: 385-2661 (758 amino acids)
Biological process (GO): cytokinin-activated signaling pathway; phosphorelay signal transduction system
Molecular function (GO): protein binding
Source: RefSeq, a predicted model, not a curated record